AUGGCGGCCGUGGUGGCGGCGGUGGAGGCGGGGGUAGUGGCGGUGGCAAGCGGGAGGGGAUGCAGCAGUCGGCUGGUGCGGGGCCUCUACUGGCGCCUGCGCGCGGUGCUGCGGCGCCUGCGGUCGGAGCGGGCCAGGCGCGGCCGGAGGUUCAGCUUCCACUACGACGCGCUCAGCUACGCGCUCAACUUCGACGACGGCCGCUUCACCCCCGCCGCUGCCGACCUCGUCGUCCCUGUCCCCAGCGACAACGACGCGCUACGGUGA
This is a messenger RNA of Miscanthus lutarioriparius, 267 nucleotides long. The record is from the annotation of a GenBank genome assembly. NCBI's taxonomy places the organism in Eukaryota, Viridiplantae, Streptophyta, Magnoliopsida, Poales, Poaceae.